This is a messenger RNA of Xenia sp. Carnegie-2017, 3470 nucleotides long. RefSeq names its product histone-lysine N-methyltransferase, H3 lysine-79 specific-like. The record is from RefSeq and is a predicted model, not a curated record. Lineage: Eukaryota; Metazoa; Cnidaria; Anthozoa; Malacalcyonacea; Xeniidae. Gene Ontology annotation, molecular function: histone H3K79 methyltransferase activity. The transcript has a single exon. Gene Ontology annotation, biological process: regulation of transcription regulatory region DNA binding; DNA damage checkpoint signaling; DNA repair. Gene Ontology annotation, cellular component: nucleus. The coding region runs from base 109 to 3246 and encodes 1045 amino acids.
UAGCGUGUAUAUUCUAUGGUAGGAAUGUAGCCGCGAAACACGACAUUGCUCUCAAAUAAAAAUAUCCAUUUUUAAAAGAUGUUUUUAUUUCGAUAAACUUAAGAGGCAAUGGCCCAAGUGCUGAGGCUUCAUAGUCCUGCUGGGGCAGAAGCAAUUACGUACGAUUGGCCUUUACAUCAUUCGAAUGGACGUGACGAUACACAAGAAAUUAUUGAAACGAUACGAUGGGUUGGAGUUGAUUUUCCGGAGCUGCAAAUUGCCAUUGAAAAUCGAGUUUUGAACGAAUACGACCCAAAGUGUUUUCAUAGCAUGUCAACAAUGUGUGAGCGUUAUAAUCGGGCCGUCGAUAGUGUAGUUAAACUUUGGAAAGGAAGAUCUCCACCAAAAUGUUUAAAUCAGCGUCCUUCGCAAGAUUUACUGCGACAUGUACUAUCGAAAGUUUAUAAUCAUAGUAUAAAAGAUCCAGAAAAAUUAAAUUUGUACGAACCCUUUUCACCCGAAGUUUAUGGAGAGACCUCUUUUGAUUUAGUAGCACAAAUGGUAAAAGCUAUACCUUUUCAGUCGGAGGAAAUUUUUCUGGACUUAGGAAGUGGUGUUGGUCAAGUUGUGCUGCAGGUUGCUGCAUCUACUCAUGUUAAAGAGUGUGUUGGUAUUGAAAAGGCAUCUACUCCUGCAAAAUAUUCUCUAGAAAUGGAUAGAUUGUUCAGACAAUGGAUGAGUUGGCAUGGAAAAACAUACAGCCCAUUUCGACUAGAGAAAGGGGAUUUUCUGUCAGAUAACAAUGAAUCAGAGAUUUCCAGGGCAUCUAUAAUUUUUGUAAAUAAUUUUGCUUUUGGUCCAAAUGUUGAUCAUCAACUAAAGCAAAGGUUUUCACGCCUGAAGGAUGGGACACAGAUUAUAUCUUCUAAACCAUAUUGUCCUUUGAAUUUUCGAAGGACAAAUCGUAGUUUAUCUGAUAUUGGUGCUAUACUAAGGAUUACAGAGUUAGCAACAAUGCCAGGUUCAGUGUCAUGGACUGGUAACCCUGUGUCAUACUAUCUCCAGAUGGUGGAUAGCACAUUGUUGGAGGAGUAUUAUUCUGAGUUGAAAAGGAAGAAGGAUAAGGAAGAAACCUGUAGUCUUGAUGGAUCUAUUGGCAUUGAAGAUGAAUGGGUUGGCAAGUUGGAUGAACUGGAUGAGCUAUCACAGGGAACAACUGCACGUCAGUGGAACAAUCUCAUUGCUUUGAUAGAACAACACAAGAUUGAGCCAGUUGUGGUGAACAAGACAGACACGUUGAAUGUUGAUUAUGUGAAGAAGAAAAAGAAAAAGAAGCGCAAAGAUCAAAAGAAAGAUGCAGCCUCUAAUGUGAAGCGAAAAUAUCGUAGACAUAUAAAGAAAAACAAUAAGCAAAAUUUAAACUAUCUUGCUGUCUCUGCCCUUGAUAAAGCAACAAAGUCAGCCUUAGUGAAGUCAAGCAAUGGAUAUAUUACACCUAUACCUCAUGGUCUUAAUGAGUUUAUGGAAACAAUGAAACAACAGUAUAUUGCAUUUUGGCAGCACAUGCAAACACCACAGUAUAAUGAAUCUUUGCUACAAGAUAUUGAAGCAGUUCGUAGACGGAAAAGACUUUUAACAAAUCAGGUUAAAGAACUGGAGUGUCAUAUUUAUAGUUUACAAGAAAAUGGUAAGAUGUUGUUGGAGAAACGUAUGGAGGAAAUUGGUUUGGAUGCUAUGAAACCAGAAGAAGCGUUCAUAACUUUGCACGAGUUAGUUGAACAGCAACUCACUCUAAUAGAGAAAUGUGUAAACAUGGAUAAAGAAGUAUCAAUGCUUGAAUCCACAAGUAGAACUUCAAAUUUUGAUGCUAGAAAGACAGAAAAACAUGUCCUUUUGAGUGAGUUACAUGUACCAGAUAAUUUUCGUAAAGGAUUGUUAAACGAAGUCAUUUUGCAGUCAAAGCGAAAACAAGAACUUCUUGAAAAAAUUAAGGAAUGUGACACACAAGUGACUGGUCCACCUCGUAAACGAAGGAUAAAUAAGGAUAAAUAUGAUAAUGAUGAUGAAGAAAUGGAUAUUGAUGUGGGGAUCUAUGCGGUUUCAAAAAAUAAAGGUAGAAACGGUCCUGGAAAGUCAAAAAGUAGUAAAUGUUCUUUAAACCUACAAUUGAUGGAACCUGCGAUGCCUAAUCCUUGUUUUACUUUGAGUAGCAGUGAAUUUAAUCUAGGUCCUGACCAAUUACUUACAAAAACCUUUACUGACACUAACGACGCCUUGAAGACAAAGCCUGGAGAUCAAAUACUUCCGUCGAUUUGUACCAUCGCCAAGUCAUCAUCACCUUCAGGUGUAGAGGAUUUCAAGAAUUCUGUAGAGAGUAACGAAAAGAUGCAUAUCUUUGGUCAUGAAGAUUCAGACACAAAUAUAUUGGAGUCGAAAGCAAAAUCUAAUUUCAGCAUCGCGCAUCUUGCUGGGAUUGUAGAACGAUCUCAACUUAACAAGCAACAAAAUAACAUUUCUGAAGAAGCCAAACGCUCAUCAGAGGAUAAACUUGACAGCAGAUUUAGUGGUUCAUUGCCAUGCAACAAGAUAAAGAACGUUGUUUCAAAAUCUGAUAAUCCACGCGAAGAUUUGAAAAGUAGAGCUGAAACCGUGUCCAAUUCACUCCAAGAAAAAUCUGUUAAACUUAAUGGUGUCAUAAGCGAUGUUAAUGCACAUUUUCAAAAGUCUUUGAAUUCAAUACGAAUUCUACCAAAAGACUCUAAUAUUCUUCCAGAAUGUUCGACAUUUAAAGGUACUUUUAUUAAUCAUGGUAAGGGCAUCAGUUCUAUAUUAAAUUCUCAGCGACUUCAAUCAACAAUCGUUAACAACUGCGUACGCGAACCUGUAAUAACAACUUCCCACUCAUGGAAUAAGUCGGAAGGAAGUACUACAACUAUUUUAUUUAACUCUCGUCCUCUAACCUCGCUUGGCAGUGACUAUCAAAAUAAAAAUGAUCAAAAACUUGUUGCAAAAGAUUGCUUGCUUGACGGCGAAAGAGUUGAAUCAGUUCAAGGAUUUAUCAAUUCAACACGUCCUAAUACAAUCAUAUACGGUAGCGAACCGUCUUCAAUGAAGAACGUCAUUUUAAGAAAUGAAUCAUUGUAUUUGAACAACAAUGAUUUGCUCCCUAGGUAUCCAAGUAAAGUUUUGAAACCAAAUGAUCCAACGAAAGGUGUUAACGGUGUUUAUGUAACCACACAAUAUGGUGAUAAAAGUUAUCCUAGAUAGAACUUCUUCGUCGCCAUUCUCGUGUAAAUAAUAAUUUCCUACAUAUUUAAGAAUUGACCACUAAUAUGCUUGUAUAUAAAAUAUUCUUAUCAGGCUGGAGAGCACUAGUGUUUUAAUGUUCGAACAUACUUCUCAAUGCUAAAUUAUCCAAUUAAAUUAUGUGUGUAAAUGAGUAGUGCUUUUUGAUAUUUCAUUUAUACAUUAAAAACAGGUAUGUUAUAUAA